CUCUCUGCGCAUAGAUUGAGCAGUCAUGGAGGUACUUAAUGGAACUGAUAUUCCAGUUAUCGACCUCUCUCUCUUUCCCGGCUCACAAAAUGUUGAUAUAAAACAGCUGGAAAGUGAGGAGUUUAAUAAGCUCAGGAAGGCUUGCCAGGAGUUGGGUUUCUUCUUGGUGAUUAACCAUGGAAUUAAUCCAACUCUUGUUCAGGCAGUAGAGGGAAGGAUUAGAGAUAUGUUUGCACUGCCUGCUGAAAUCAAGAACAGAGCUAUUUUCCCUAUUUUCAACGCUGGGUAUGGUCCAUUUGAAGUACAUGAUGUCACAAAAGACACCACGCCUGAGAACAUGGUAUUUCCAUGGGAUCACCUGCUUCCUAACUCAGUUGAAGAAAUCUCUGCUAGACUAUGGCCACAAGGAAACCCAGCAUUCUGCGAGGAGUUGAAUGCGUACAGAACUCAAGUGAGAGAACUUUCUCAUAGAAUUCUGAGGCUCCUUGUUUGGAGUCUGGGUGUGGACAUUUCAAGCCAGUCUGCAUCAGAACUGUUUGAGAAAUCGUAUGGAAAUCUUCGGAUGAAUUACUAUGACAAGAGCACUGAAAAGGAGAUGAUCUCCAAAGCUCACACAGACAUCUCGUGCAUCACAAUACUGUACCAGGAUGAUGUUGGAGGUCUCCAGAUUCGAACUAAGCAAGACAAAUGGAUAUAUACUAAGCCUGUGCCCGGAUCUUUUGUUAUUAACAUCGGUGACGUUUUACAGAUGUGGAGUAAUGGGAGGUAUCGCAGUGCUCAACAUCGUGUGGUGUAUGGAAAAUCAAACAAAAAUAGACUAUCAAUGGCUUAUUUUCAUGACUUUUUAGAUGAAUUUGAAAUCCGUUGUCCAAAAGAGAUGAUUGACAAACAUCAUCCACAAUUGUAUAAAGUAGUUGUGAAAGGAGAUAUUGUGGAAUAUUUGAAGAAAACAGGUCCAAAUUUGUAUAAUCCACUACACUUCAAAAUAUAGUAUUAGAAUAACUAGUAUAUAAAUAGAAUAAAUCCAUCUAAUAUCAUGUUUGGAACUUUAUAAUAUAUAAAGUUGUACUUU
This is a messenger RNA of Cryptomeria japonica (Japanese cedar), 1072 nucleotides long. RefSeq names its product jasmonate-induced oxygenase 3-like. The transcript is spliced from 3 exons. NCBI's taxonomy places the organism in Eukaryota, Viridiplantae, Streptophyta, Pinopsida, Cupressales, Cupressaceae. Bases 26 to 991 code for a protein of 321 amino acids. The record is from RefSeq and is a predicted model, not a curated record.